Molecule: messenger RNA, 363 nt
Organism: Mollisia scopiformis
Lineage: Eukaryota; Fungi; Ascomycota; Leotiomycetes; Helotiales; Mollisiaceae
Exons: 1
Coding region: 1-363 (120 amino acids)
Source: RefSeq, a predicted model, not a curated record
AUGGAGGACACAAAGUCCUAUCACGAUAUCAUCGAAGCCAACAAAGACUCCCUCAGAAUAUUCCACUGGAUUUACUGGGUGUUUCUCAGUGGCAGCACCGGACUAUGGGCAAUCGUCAUCACAUGGUCAAUCCUAACAUACGAAUCGAGACGGAAGCGAGCUCUACGACUCAAAGAGAUUGAAGAAUAUGCAUUGGAUGAAGUGGGGCAGGACUCAGAUUCCGCAGUGGAAGACUUGAUUGAGGAUCUCGUUCGAGACGACGAUGUUGAGCAGGCGCCUCAAGAUCCGUGUCGUAUAUCACUGUUGUCAAAGUCUAGGCGAGAUCAAGCAGGAGGGAACAGGAAUGGGUAUGGUGCCAUUUAG